AUGCCAACUGUCCUAGACCCAGAGCUUGGAGCAGCUGCAAUGCUAUGGCCACACAUUUUUGAAGCCAGUUUUGAGAUUGUGCUGUACGCUAGUCCAAAGAAGACAGCAAUGGGAAUAAACAUCAAACUCUGCAUCCUUGCUGAAUAUGACUAUUCUAAGGCACACCUGAUAGAAAAGGAAUUCUGGAUUCCAUGGCUUCAUUCUAAAAGUACUGAUGCUUGGACAUUGUUACAUUUAUGUAAGUCAGAACUCAAGUCCACUCGACUGCUAGGUGUCAGGCUACUAGCCAGUGAAAAAUCAUGGGAGUCAUACCAGUAUCGCUUUGUGGCACAAGCUGCAGAUUACCGUACUUUGAUUGGUUUAGCUCAUUCCCAGGGCAGUGAUCCCAGGUUUUUUCUUCCACAGCCAGCCUUAGUGCCUUCCAAGAAAACAGUUGCAGAAGAGCUGGCUAAUCUGCUGAUUGUUCUCUGUAAUAUCGAGGAUGAGACAUGCAUUAACACCUCCAACCCCCAACAAACUACUCUUGAGCAGAAUACAUGUAGGAAAGCCUGCAUGCUGGCUGAGCAUUAUCUUGAGACUAAGGACCCUACAGCAGAUGAGAAGGAUAUGUUCUGGUAUCUUGACAGUUCAACGCUUGAUGUUACCAUUGACAGAAAUUUGCCUAUAGCGGAAAACUUAGAACUGAUAUUUCUCCACACCAUCAAGAGACUGAUUAAUGCAAGUUUUUUUUUUUUUUCCUUAAAACCCAAAUCACAGAAGCAAGAACAAGCAGCUGUUUUUAUGAGAAAUCAUGGACUAGCCACAUUACAGAGAGUGAAUGAAAUGAAGCCUGACCAGGAAGUCGCAGCAGUCACAGCAGCUAUUCUUGGCAAUCUUGCUGCUUUCUCAGAGUCUGAGGUGCACCAGUCUGUUGUUCAUGCAGGAUGGCUUGGAGUCUUAAAAAAAUGGUCAGAGGAUGAAAAUGUCACUUUGGCACUUUUAGCCCAGCGAGCUUUGGCUAACCUUGAUAGAGACUGGUCGGCAGACGUUUUUGGUGAUGGAGUGUUUCUGCUUUAUCCUCUCUACCGUUCAAAGAAAACUGUACAUGCUGAUAUAGUCUUUAUUCAUGGCCUUCUGGGUGGUGCCAUCAAGACAUGGAGACAGCAAGACUUGCCUGUGCCUGCACCUGCUGACAGUCCAUCCCAAGUGCAUACAGCCUGCUGGCCAAAGGACUGGCUGGCUGAAGAUUGUCCACACGCUCGAAUACUUAGCCUUCAUUAUGACACAUCCUUAAGCACCUGGAGUGGCCAGGGUUCUGACAGAGACAAACGAACUUUGGAAGGUCGCAGCAAAGACAUGCUAGAGAAACUUCGUCAGGCUGGGGUGGGCUCAAGGCCCAUCAUAUGGGUUGGACAUUCCAUGGGAGGACUGCUGAUCAAGCAGAUGCUGGAACUUGCAGAAGGGGAUACUAGAUACUCAACCAUACAGACCAGCACCUGUGGACUGUUGUUCUAUGGAGUACCUCAUCAUGGACUAUCAUGGGCUGCUUUGUCAAGCCAGGCCCACUAUCUCCUGUACCCAUCUGUUGAGGUGCAGGAACUCAGCAGGGACUCUAAGAAGCUGCAGAGACUGCACAGCCAUUUCCAGAAUUUUGUGAGACGCAAGAAUAUUCCAUGCCUGAGUUUUGGUGAAACCUUGAAGACCAAGAUAAGCAAGACAUUACCCAAGAUUCUGCUGGUUUCUACUCAGUCCAGUGAUCCAGGUGUUGGCGAAUUUCAAACCAUGCCUCUCAAUCACAUCAACAUCUGUAAACCCAGCAGCCGUGAGAGUGUACUGUAUGAGCAGACUUUGGCCUUCAUUCAGCGUUGCAUGUUUUUAUCACUCAUGGACAGAAUUCGUCAGGGUGUGAUGGGAGAUACAGAAGAAACACAUGCAACAAAAGACGAUGAGAAUACAAAAAUUUCUUGACAUUUUUCUUAGGUCGGUCACAUUUGCAGAGGCUGAAAUCUCCUGACAUUUUACAAGAUAUGUAGCAUUUUGAGCAGGAUUCUAAACGUGAAUAGCACAUUGAUCCUCAGUAUCCUACAAAUGCAAAAUUACUUAUCAGGAGUAUUUUUUUUUAAUUCAAACAUUUUCUAGACAGGUCUGCAUGUUUAACAGCAUUAAGAAUUUUAAACUAUUGCUUGCGUCCACAUCACUCCCACAUUUGGAUGUACUUAUUUUUAAUAUUAAGUAAUGUACCUUUAUUCAUUGUGCUGGUUUGUUAAAAUGCCCCGACUGAAUAGGUAUUCUAUGAAUACUAUAGAACUGGUGCAUACAUUUUUUCUUCAACUUAGAAACCACAUUUGUUAAAGAUUUCUGCUCUGAUUUUCAGCAGUAUAGUUUUUUUGGUAUUGUUAUUAAAGUCGUAUUACAUUAAAAUUUUGAAAUGGUAGCAUGAAUGUUUAUUUUGAUUUUCAUCAAAAUUGCAUGGAAAUAAAUUCUAAUUUUAUUA
Messenger RNA from Pomacea canaliculata, 2473 nucleotides. RefSeq names its product protein SERAC1-like. The coding region runs from base 1 to 1947 and encodes 648 amino acids. Lineage: Eukaryota; Metazoa; Mollusca; Gastropoda; Architaenioglossa; Ampullariidae. The transcript has 15 exons. The record is from RefSeq and is a predicted model, not a curated record.